Messenger RNA from Podarcis lilfordi (Lilford's wall lizard), 16191 nucleotides. NCBI's taxonomy places the organism in Eukaryota, Metazoa, Chordata, Lepidosauria, Squamata, Lacertidae. The record is from the annotation of a GenBank genome assembly.
AUGGGAGCCGUCGCCGCCGCUUCGCUUCCCCUUACACUUCUUCUGGGACUUUUGCCCGCUGCUUCAGGGCUGAGGCUCCUCGAAGACCCGCCAGUUUUCAAUUGUUCCCAGCCGGUAAGUCUCUCGGGGCCAAAGUUCAUUUUUCCGGCUCUUUCGAAAGCGGCGUCGUAGUUAACUCGAGGCUGCGGAUGCGGAAGUUCUCGGUUCGGGUUCUUGCUACUUGUCAGGAACUCAGGAGGUUGCUUUUGACAAGCCCGUCUCUCACUCCGAGCCGUCGCCAGUUUGUUAAUGUAAAGGUUGCUGUAUUGACCUACUUCGCAGGGCUGUUCCGAGGAUUGCCUGCCCGCGCCUUCAUUCUCUCCCUCCCCGCUUCUCUGUUCUUUGUGUUUAUUUAGUUAAGGACCUGCCUUUGUAAAGUUCCAGAUACCUGGAUGGUGCUGUAGAAACAAAUUAUUCCGAAUAAUAAUGUGUGUGUCCCUCCAUGUGUUGUUGGACUUAGCUCCCAGCAGCCUUAGCCAUGACUGCAGGUUCCCCACCUCUGUGAGAUGAGCAAAGUAAAACGGGUUGUUUUUUUUCGAAAAUUGUGGUGGUGUUUGUACAUUUUUUUCCGUGCAUGGUACUACUGAGCCAGUGUGGUGUAGUGGUUAAGAGCGGUAGUCUCGCAAUCUGGGGAACCGGGUUCGCGUCUCCGCUCCUCCACAUGCAGCUGCUGGGUGACCUUGGGCUAGUCACACUUCUUUGAAGUCUCUCAGCCCCACUCACCUCCCAGAGUGUUUGUUGUGGGGGAGGAAGGGAAAGGAGAAUGUUAGCCGCUUUGAGACUCCUUAAAGGGAGUGAAAAGCGGGAUAUCAAAUCCGAAUUCUUCUUCUUCUUCUUCUACUGUAUCUGUUUAGGAAAGAAUAUCUAGCCUUAGUUGGUCCACAGAUCAAUGGCUUAAAUAAAGAGCUUCUCUGGAGGAAUUACAGGUGUCUAAAAUCAAAGCAUUGAGUGUGCUGCGAUGGCAACAUUAUCUUCCUGAAGUAGUAUUUGUAUUUUAAUUUACCUCUGCAAGUGAUCUCUGACUAAAGGAUUGUGUACUCUUUUACCAAUAGUGAUAAUUCAGUCAGAAACUUCCAUGCUUCACUUUUCAUUAAAGCCCUAUUCUAUGUGUGUGUGUGAAAGAUUAAUGCUGUAUUAGCAUUCUUUUCUUUAUUAGCAUACAUUUGUGUACAGUCAUGCAUGCUUCAACAACACUGAACAUGGUUAACCUUCUGGUAACUGAUGAGCAACCAGCCUUCCUCCCAACUUUGAACCUGGGAAAUUUGGUGGAAACAUCUCUUCAGUUGCAUAGUGAUUCUCACCACCUCCUAAGCUUUGCAGAUAGGAGAAAGAAUAGGGACUGUUUGGCACCUGCAUGGCCAAAAUGCCUUGAGGGUCUUGCCUAUGCAAGGCCAAACUAGUAAGACCCUGCACCACCACGGCUUAUCUCUUCCUCUACCACCAACCAGGUUUCCCGGUAAUAUAUUCAGACUCAGUCAGGCUGUAAUGUAUUAACAAAGAUUCUAGUUAAUUGUGAACGCAAACAAGCUUUAAAUACUUUGAAACACUGUAAUCCGAUUCAUUUUCUGCUCCCCUCUGUCUAUAACUCACUCUGACUCCUAUGCCUGCCACCCACAAGAAACCAACCCAACUAACUGCCAAAACCCCUGUGCUGAGCCUUAAACACAGUUAGGCUCCGUCCCUGGGCUUUCUUUUUAGUCAGCCUCUUAACCCUUUCUCUCCCCCGCCCCAGUACGACAUCUCCAUAAUGAGUGGGCAAACGCCACACACCCCUUCUAGCUUUUCCUGCCUUUAAGCAGCAGCAGCAGUCUGUUUCCUUGGUAAAGACUUGGAAGGUUUGCCCAGAGAGAAGUGAAUAGGCAACUAUGGUACUUACUUACUUUAGCUCAGCCAGCAAGACUCAUAAAAAAUUGUAGAACCCUGCUUGUAUAUAUGACACUGUACCAAUACAAGGGCUGCCUACUCCUAUUGAUGUUGACUGAAGUCUUACUCAGUGUUGCUAGUCUUCCCACCAUCCUUUUGCCAUCUCCUUUCCCACAUCUCCUGCAGUGAACAACAUUAACAGUGGUAGAGCAGGUCUCUAAUGCCUUUACUAUCCUACAUUGUUAAUUGCCCUCCUUAGUAGACACAUGCUUAACUUAAACACAUUCUAAGAGUCUCCAGUAUUAGGAUCUUUAGACAAUUUGCUCUGAUAUAGCUGGCUCUUUUACAUACUUCUUCAGAAGUUUUAAAAAAAUCAUAGGUCUACCAGCUUCUCUUUAUCUGUCACUGGCACAAAAGCAGCAGCUUGUGAAAUCUUUUAUAAGGUCGGAAGUUACCAAACAGGCUGUUUAUCAGAAAUUUUAUUUUUCAUAACUCUUGCGGAAACCACAGCUGAUGAUACAAGUGGCUUAAGCCAAGCCAAGCAAAUUUCAGAAGCUUCCCUUGGUUACAGAUUGGAGAAGCUGAGGCAAUGUUCAAUAAGUAUUUGUCAACUGAGAAGUGUAACAUUUCAGUAAACACCUGAACAUGCUCUACCAAAAACUGUACCGUGGUACUUCGGGUUACAGACACUUCAGGUUACAGACUCCACUAACCCAGAAAUAGUACUUUGGGUUAAGAACUUUGCUUCAGGAUGAGAACAGAAAUCGUGCAGCAGUGGGAGGCCCCAUUAGCUAAAGUGGUACCUCAGGUUAAGAACAGUUUCAGGUUAAGAACGGACCUCCAGAACGAAUUAAGCUCUUAACCUGAGGUACCACUGUACUUUAUGAUAGAAGUGGAUAACCUGUUGCCUGUUGCCCUUUGGAUGUUGUUUGAUUAGAACUCGCAUCAUACCAGACCACUGGAGUGCUAAGGAUGGGGCACUAAGGCUGAGAGAGAGUAGCUUACUAAGGACACCUAGCGUGUUCAUGGCUGAGGUGAUACUUGAACUAGGGAGUUUCCAGCACGCCAUCUUAGCCACUCUGCUAUGUUAGAUAUCUUGCUCAUUUCACCCUCCUACUUUUUCAUUUUCUGAUGAGAAAUUCUCCUUCUACGUAGCUUUAUAUGCUACAGAUGAUUUGGCUAUAGGGAAUCCAUUCUGUGCGUAGAUGACACUUUUUGAAAACAAUACAGUCAUACAGUUCUGUGAGUCAUCACUUAAUAUCAUUAUAUCAAUUUUUUAAAAAAAUAUUUGUGGUUUAUGGAGCUUGUUCUGAUCGUUCUCACAGAUUAGAGAUGAUGCAUACUUUUAUUUUUAACCAUACUGCUAUGCGGCAGAUUAGCCUAACUUCUUAAUGGUAGUGAACAAACAUCUGGUAAUAUUUCCUUCAAGUGUGUUCAGUCAAGAAGUACUGAAAGGAAUAUGAGCUACACAAUACCAUGUCCACAGUUAUUACUUCUAUCAUUUCAGUGUAUUGACCCUUUAUCCUUGUUGUGAUGCAUGGUUAAAAUAAAUAGUCUGGAUAAGGUAAAAACAUUUGUAUCUUAGGUGUUAGAAAGGUUCUUGUUCAGUUAUUUUUGAAUAUAAUAUCACAGUGAAUCCUACCACUAGUGCUGGUGGGUUAUCUUUGUCAACAGUAUCCUCCUAGUUACCAACCUGACAAACUGUUUAAUAUUGGCUAUGGUUUGUUUGAAACAAGGCAACUUCAAACCAUGGGUUAUAAUUGUGGGAUGUGAAGUUGACUUUUUUCAACAAACUGAUGUUAAGAUUAGCCACAUUCUUAGGGCUCAGAUGACACACAAAACUGUGGUUAGUCAAAAAUGGAAGUGAACACCUCCAAACUCCUUGUGGCCACACCAGAGAAAAAGAGGUGGGACAUGCAAGCACAGAGGGGGUGCUAAAUUAAUUCCCUGUGUUUUAAACCAUGGCUAAUUAUGACUUCCAAACACAGCCUUUGACUGUAGUACCCUCUUUAAUUAUUAGGUUGCUAUGUUGUUCCAUGUCUUGUAUGACCAUAUUUGGGUGAAUAGUCAUGUUAUGUUCUCAAACAAGAGACCUUUUUUUAAAAAAAAUAAUAAUUAUUGAACGAUUUUAACAAACAAUUAUCCAUCAAUCAGUAUAACCAUUUACAUUCCCCCCCCUUUUUCUUCUCCCUCCCUCUCCCCCCCCCCCCGCCCCCCCUCAGAACUUCCCUUAGUUCCCCUCUCUGGUUUCUUUGCACAUAUUAUUCUCUGCAUGUUAUAAAAUUGUACAUAUCAUUGCCUUAUCUCUCAUGUAUUCAACUAAUAAAUUUGUGGAUGUUUAUUCAAAACCUGCCAAGGAGUCCAAAUCAUUUUGUUGUCUUUUUAAAUAAUUUGUAAAAAGUUCCCAUUCUUCUUUGAACUCACAAUUGUCCUUGUCACGCAGUUUAUAUGUCAAUUUGGCCAAUUUCGCAUAGCUCAUCAGUUUUUCUUGCCACUGUUCUUUCGUUGGGAUUUCUCAAACAAGAGAUCUUGAUGUACAGUACUUGGUCUAUGUUCAGAGAGUGCCUAGUUUAUUGGUUGUUAAGGAGAACCAGCCUGAUUAAAGCAGAUGGUAGUAUUUUUUAAACAAUUGAUCACUGUUUACACACAAGGGUAUAUUAAACAGUAGAGUUUAAAUUCACUAGCACUAGUCAUAUAAUCCAAGUGCAGAAGUCAUGGCUGUUAACCAAAGCAAACUUUUAGAUCAGUCAUGUUAUAUAUGAACUACGGUAGUUGUCUGGUUGGUUGGUUGGUUAAAAAACAACUGUUAGCACCGUAAAUACUUAAACGCAUUCCCACCAUAUCAUUGAUUGGUUUAACCAAACUGAAUUCUAACUAUAAAUGAUCUUUCGCUUUUUGCACCUGGCUUCAUCAGGCUCUGAGAAUAGGAAUUGUUCCUCUCAAUUAAUAUGUUUGUGUUCUCUCUUGCAGGGUUUAAAUUGCCUUGUGCGAAACAGUAAGUAUGUUGGUUAUCUUUUUUUAAAAGUCUUUUUAGAUGGUUUGUGCUUCAAUAGUAUGGGAGGAUGCAAGUAAGGCCAAAGUGUUGGUAUCAUCCAAACAAAAUCAGUGGCCACAUCAAAAAUGGUCCUUAAGUUUAUUUUUGUUUAACUGGCAGGUACUUGCAUGGAUCAGAGCUGGCUCAGGGCUUCACAGUUGACUCCAUCAGCCCCAAGUUCCCUUGCUGUUCAUAUUGAUACUUUCUUGGAUAAUGAGGAAAAACUGCUCCCUGUGCUGAAGAUAGACUGGAAGGUGGCUACUGAUGGUAAGCAAAGGGCAAUUUAAUAUAGACUUGAGUGGGCUGGCAUUUAAUGGUAAAUUGGGUUCUGUAGCAUGUAGCAUCUGUUUGGCCCAGCAGUAGUACCCAGAGCUGCCAUUUAAAAGUUUUUGUGGAUGACUUGACCAUUGCAUGAUUCCAUGAUGAAGAACUUAGGUGACUGUGCAGAGUGCAGGCUCUUACAAGCACGAUAGAGGAAGCAAACCUUGGCACAUGCUGGCUAUCUGAAUUAGCAGGAGUCACACUCAGUGUCUAGGUGGGAAGAGCUACAGAAAAAUGCAAAUAAUUGACUAUACAGCUUAAUUUGUCAACUGCCAAUAAUUGUAACAUUCCCCCUCUCUCUACACACACACACACACACACACACAAAUGUAUCAGAAAAAAGUAAAGUAUCAGCUGUUGGGAGAGGUAAAGCCUAUAUCUCAUUUUUACUAUAACCAUUUUACUCUCUGUAGUUAUUCCAUCUUGAUGAUUCAAGUGGCACUGUUUUGUUUGUGUUUUGGAAUAAUACAUUUAUUCCCAAAAUCUCCAGAUAUCACACCUGCAUAGUAACACAUGGUUACAUGCAUGUUAAAGUGUAAUAUAUGUUUUGGGACACAGAUAGACUUGAAUUCCUCCCUUGGACACCUUUUCAGAAACAGAAAAUGUAAGAAAUUCAGAGCAGAUUGACUGUUAAAGUGGUGGUAUUUCACUUCAGGCAGGGAAGGCAGUAGUACAGUUGUAGUAUUCAUGGACCCUGUCGAUUACUUUAAACACUGGAAUUUGCAGGAUAAAUUGAGUCCUGAGUGCUGAAAGUAUAAAAAGAUAGAUUGGAAAGCUAAUGAAGUUGCCUUAUACAGAAUCAAACCAUUGAUCCAUAUUGAUCAAUAUUGUCUACUCUGCCUGUUGACAGUUCAAUCUCUGGUGAGGUAUUCCUCACCUGAGAUCUCUAACUGGAGAAAACAGAUUAAACCAAAGACCUUCUGCAUGCUAAUCAUAUUCUCUGUCACUGAGCUGCGACUCGUCUGUUUCCCCUCCAAUAAAUAAACUAUUCCUUAGUGCAUCUUCUACAGGCUGAUGUAGUCAUAUUAAGAAAAGCCUGGGCCUGCCCCUUCAUUUCUUUUUCUAAGCCAGGAUUGACUUUUUCCACCUCUGCAGUCAGAUGCUCAGGCUGCAGUAUGAACAUUUAUUUUCCUCUAGAGGUCACAAACAGAAAUAAGUUGUUUCCUUACAAAUCCUCCUCUUUUUCUUCCCUCCCACCUCGGCCAUACACCAACCAGGAAGUGUUCAGAACCUCAGAGGGGCAGAAUUGGCUGUGCUUCAGGUGAGCACUAACCAGCAGGUCUGUGCUCAGUUCGAUCUUCAGAACAACUUGUUGGAACAAGUCCGUCCAAAUGGUGGAGGUCGGGUAAGUGAUCAUGGAGGUAUUACAAAUGUUCUGCUUCUUUUCCUCUUCUCAGAAUCUCUUGGCUUGUUGUCUGCAGAAGAUAUAACAUUCCCAAAGCAACAGAGCAGCUUUGUGCUUAAGAACAGCCUUGUAGUGUAAGAAUAUGCCCAGUUGCCUGCAGCAAAUAAAAAUGACUCCUACACAGCCCCUGCUGCGUGUGCAUUACCUGGACAGAAGCCACGAGGAUCCACUCUGUUUCUCACCUGGGGAAGUGCAGUGGAGCAGUAUGAUUUUUCUCUGUCCCUGAACUAAAAUGUGUGUGUGUGAGAGAGAGAGAGACGAGAUGGAGAGGGAGAGCUGAGACUGAGAGCACCCACAGCAUAAAACAGGAGAGAGAAGGAGUAUCAUGACUGGCUACUGCCAAAGUAAGAAGAGUUGCUGCUCCCAACUCCUUUGCUUUUUCUGUUGGUAACAGAAGCCAUCUGAAAUUGCUCAACGAGAGAAAGCAGCAAUAUUUAAAUUUUGUAAAACCCAGAAGGCAGUGGAGAGUAAGAUGUAUAACAUUUGCUGCUGACAUUUCUGCUGCUUUGGCAGGUCUGUAACAUUGACUGCCUGUAAACAUUGUUGUUUUAUCUGAGUGAGUGGGACCAGAGGUUGGAAAAACUGCAGGGGAAAAGGGAAGGGGGCACCGCAGGUUUUGUCUGCCCCAGUGGAUGCAUGCACUAUCAGCUCUCUUGGACAUAACCCACUGCUUUUGUCACCCUAUAGCCCCUGUCUCUCUGGCCUCCCCCCUGCCAGUUUAUUCACUACCUUAUAGCAGGAGUGGAGAGGGGGGACACUAGCAGAACAUGAAGAAGAGGACAACCAUUCUAAAAUGUAUUUCUAAGGCUGCUAUUAAAAAUGUUCAUUUAGUGCCAGCAGCCCUGCCUGCAAGACUUCAAAAGUACAUCCCUCCUUUAUCAGAAAGCAGAGUAGGCAGAAGAGUGCCCCAAAUGAUACUCUGUUGACCUAACAAGGCUAUACAAUUCUAGAAGGCAUUUGGAGGAGAGGAAGGAGUGAGUUCUUCCAUCCACAAGGAGCAAAGUAAUGAACAAUUCAGAGGUAGAGAAAUGGUUUCAUGGGUUUGAGACUAGUUGAUUGGACUUGAACAAAGUAAUCACUCUGCCUUGAUGUCCAGAUCUCCCCUCUCUCCCUCCAUCCCUCCUGUAUCAUGCCUGUGGAUUUUGUAUUAUUUAUUUCAUUUUUCUACUAUAACUCCAGUGUUGCAGUUCCGUGCAAUCUUGGUUUUUAACUUCAGCACACUGGUAUUGGUUGACAGAUCUUUCCUCUUUUUGUUGUUUCAGUGGAGUUUCUCUUUCAAUCGUUUUGAGGUAGAACCAGGUCAAACAUACCAAGUAACUGUUCAUCACUUGCCCAAAUUAAGUACUCCAGGAGACUAUAAUCGGAAAUCUGUGUCAUUCACAGUACCAGGUAAAGGACCCUCUUUAUAAUGGUAAUGAUGGGAUUUAGUAUUGGGCUUAUCAUGUAGUAAAAUCAUGUUGCUAGACUAGGGAUGGAUAGAAGAACUAUUUUCCAUUCACUCUCUUUUGCAUAUAAUGAAUUGUAGGUCCAUUCAAUUUUUUGCAGUUGAUUUUUUUUAAAUGUAUGAAAACUUUGAAUUUAAAUUGGAGGAAUUUUAUACACAUUCUUCCCACAAAACAUGCAUGUUUUUGCUUUUUGGUGCAUUUUAUAGGAAAACACACAUUUUGUACAUAUUCUUUACCAUAAAGUAUGCAUUCUUUACUUUCUUGAACCACAAGGUUCAUUUUUGCAUCACAAAAUUAGGAAUAGUGCAUCCAAUUCAUAUAUAAGUCUGGGACCAGUGAAUUAAAUCAGGUUCACUUUAAAAUGCAGAUCAAAUGAAUUCCUCCAUCACGAGGCAGGACUGGGUUCAGAUGCAGAUGUGACUUUGUGGUGCUGCUGAUACGGAUAUUAUAGUGCCAUACAAAAAGUUUUUUAAAGUGACUGGCCCUACCUGCAGGUUUCCAGUCUCUAUAUAAAGAAAAAUAAGAAAUGGAAAGAAGACUAAAGCAAGAAUAGCCAAUGUGGUGCGCUGGGACGCUUUGGAGUACAAUUCCCACCCCAAGCCAGCAUGGCCAAUGGUCAGGGAGAUGGGAAUUGUAGUCUACAGUAUCUGGAGGGCACCCUCUCUGGAGGGGCUGGAGGAAAGACCUACUAAGAUGGGAGGGCCUAGGCAUUUUAUAGAACUUAUUGCAUACAGGAGGCAGUGUGACCAAAUGUCAGAUGGGAGAGAAUUUCAAAGAAAAGGAACUGAAAGGGUAAAAACAGGAAAUAGGUGAAGAAAUUCUGGGCUUGCAAAAUAACAUAGACCCAGCAGAAAGAAACUGAUGCAAGUGGUGUGAACAAAAAAAAAAGAGAUGGAAGAUAAACAGGAACUAUAAUGGGCAAAUAUUGGCAAAUCAGUUUUGAAGAACUUAAAAGGAACACACGCAUAAGAAUAAUAAUGGUGAUGCUGUUGCUGCUGUUGAUUUGCAGUUUGGAAAAUUGAGCACACAUAUAAAGGUAGACCACAGAAAAACAACUAAAUCAUAUAAAUAAGCUGUGUGUUGCAUUGUAAGCCUGGAGGGGUGUGUUUACAUGAAUUGUAGUAUCUAAAGAACAUGAUCUUUAUAUUCAUUACCAGUGUAGUAUUUUCUAAACAAUGUAGUGUUUAACCUCAGUAGCCCAGUGAUCAAAACAUAAUUAACAUUCUUUAGGCUGUCUACAAACUCAAGUGGUCAGCACUACUUGUUGCUGUUUUUCAACUAGACUCUGACCUUGGUUUCAUAAUGUAGGCUGGACUUUUAUUUCCCCCAAAAUUUUCUCUCUCUCUCUUCCAGUAGUAUUGAAAUUACUUUGUGUCAAUGCUGAGCACUUUUAUUUCUUUUGUAAAUUUCACUGUUUCUGUGACUUAGCCUGAAUUCAAGCAAACGAGUUUCAGUGUAUAAGCUGGUAAAGUUCUGGAUAAAGUUUUAUGAUGGCUUAUUGUAUUUUAUGAUUGUUGUCAUACACUGCCCUAGGAGCUAUUUGGAUGAAGGGUACCUUAGAUAAAGCAAAUUAUCCUAACUGAAAUUUCAUGUCUAGUCACCCUGGAGCCCAUCAAAUGUAACUUAGUGCCCCCUCAAGUGUACCCAGCAAGUGUUCUUCCACUUGUAUAUAUUUGUGGUACUUAGCUAGAAAUUCUUGCCUAUUGUACUCUGUCUUUCUGGACAUAAAUUCAAUCCUUCUGUCUUUUUGUUUCAGAUUGCACAGACCCUAUCAUGAAAACAACAGCCCCAUGUCUGCAAUUAGGUAAUGUUUGUUUAAGUGUGGGUAGAAGUGUAGGAAAUCUAUUUAAAGUACUCACAGUUCAUGAUUAUAUUGAUAUAUGCAGGCAGUGGAUGGGAACCCAGCCUGGUUGGAAGAAGCCUAGAUGAUGAGACAUUAUUGGUGAGCUUUAACCCAGCAAUGGAGUCAACCGAUUACUUCAUCCAUGUGACCAGCUUUGAAAAAGAUGGAGCAGAAUGUAAAAAGGCCACACAGAAAAUUUCAGAGGUAAUAAAGCUGUUCUCCAUCUUCCUCCCCACUUGAGACACUUAUUUUAGAAAGUGCUUGUAUUUAAUCCCACCUCAACAAAUACUAAGUUCCUACUUAUUUAUUCUACUUAUGUCUGCCCUUCAGUGCCUCUAGAUUAGAGGCAGCUAACUUCUUUCAGCCCAAGGACUUCAUUGCCUCAUGACAAUUUCAAGAGCUGCAUAGCAAUAAUGAGUGUGGUCAAAAAGUGGGUAUUGCAUUCUCACACACGCAUGCACAUACCACCAUUCACCAGAGCGUGCACACAUCCUAGCCAGAGCAGCUACCUGGCCAUCUAGGAACACACAGGACCCAGCAACUAUCCUGAAGUUCGUGAUAAGUUCUUCCUUAACUCUGAUUUCCUACUCUGAACCCACCUGUGCUCGGGAGGCAUCACUGGGAUAUUUGAGGCACAAUGUAUUUGAGAUGACAAAUGCUUCUCAUUUUUUUCUGUGCUGCUACUCAUUCUUUAUCCCGAGUUCAUUCAAGCUCUUUGUGAUUUUUACCUUGGAAUUCCACUUUGUCUCUUGGUUUCUGCAGAAGGAGUUGCUGCAGCCAAUGAACGUCACAGUCAAACUAGAGAGAAACUUGAAGAUUUGUUGCGAAUACACGGUGCAGGUAUGGUGAGCUGCUUUUCUUAUUUGAAUAAAGAAGGGAGUGGCCAUGCCAGUUCCACAUCACCCUGUCUGUGUGCUUCAAACCAAACACAAUUAUUUCUCCAGAGAUCAUCUUAUCUCUGGUUAUUACAAGUUAUACAACGUAACCAUAAUGAAUUAUUUUAACAGUGCUGAUACCUCACCAUUUCAUCUUCACUAGAGUAUCUUGAAUUGUGCCUGGAAAUGAACUGGCAACCAAUGCAACUGUUUGAAAACGAGUUACAUGAGUUCUAAAUGGAACCCUGGCCAGUAAUCUGUCUGCUGCAUUUUGGACCGGUCAAAGUUUCUCAGUCGUCUUCAAGGACAGCCCCACAUGAAGCACACUGCAAUAAUAUUUCCUGCCUUCUUGCUGUGAAUUUUGCACCCCAUCCUACUAAAAUCUCUGCUUAACAUGAAUGCAUACUGCUUUAUGUCCAAAACUGUAUCCAUUUGUAGGUUUUAUUUUCAGACACUACUUCACUCUCCCUACAUUUAGUAUGACACAGUCUGAAGAUGACAAAACAAAAUGCCUAAUCAAGGGGCCACAAGUAAAUAUGGUACUGUUGACUUGCUCUCCUUUCUAAAAGAUGUGUCCAUUACAAAAGCGAGCAAUUAAUUCCACACAAUAUGCAAUUUGCUCCAGAAACACCAAGUGUUAGAGUAUCAAAGAAACUGCAAAGGUGUUCUCUCCUGUCUUUUUCUUUCCAGAUUCAACCAUUCUUUGCACGUUGUGCCACAGAUUGUAUAAGGCAUUCCAUUUCCAUCCCAUGUCUCCCUACUACCUUGCCUUACGGGACAACAAAGAAAGGUGGUACGGACUUCAUUUUGAAUUUGUGUAGCUAAUUAACUGUUGCAAGAAUUUGUUACAAAACAAGCCAAAGACCUGUAGAGUCCCCAGUAAUCUGUACGCAAAUGUUGCAAUUAACAUAAAGCAGCAAAAAAUAAAUAAGGAAGACAAAGGUGGGUACAAAGGAAUUAAGAUACCCAAAGGUUGGCAGCUGUCCCCUCCCUUUUAAAGAUGGUACUUUAGUCUAAGAACCAUGUAAGCAUCAUCCACAGGAUAACAAUGGAAAUAAGGCAGAAAUCAUCCUUCCUCACAAGAGUAGCAGAUGUGGCUCUGCUGCUGCCUUUGUAUGAUGAAGUUAUAGAUUAGGGGCUGAAUGACUUACUCAGUAUCCAUCAUUGUCAUCAUCAUUAUCUGCUAACUUGUAAUGCCACUUUUCCACAAAAUUGUGCCCAAAGUGGCUAACUACAUAUCAAGUGAACAAUCAAUAUAACCAUUUUUAAAACAUUAGAAACAACUAGAAAUAAUAUCAAUAAAAACACCCCAAAAGAUAAAGUUUGGUUUAUUUGCAUUGUUUUGCACAAUCUAAUUUAACAGCCUAAAACUAAGCAGGAGAGAGAAUAAUGCCUAACCCAGAAAUGAAAAGUAGUGUUCAAAACAGUAAUUUGAAUCCAAACCUCAAACAGGAACCAACUGCAAAGAAUCUCUGGUCGGGUGAAGGGAACAAACCUUAUGAGAAAGUCAUAAAGCAGCUGGGCCUGCUCUACCCCUCUUGAAAGGAGUUGGAGAGGGAAGAUAAUUUCACUUAGAAUCAUAGAAUUGUAGAGUUGAAAGGGACCCUGAGGAUCAUCUAGUCCAAAUCCCUACAAUGCAGGAAUGUGCAACUGUCCUGUGUGGGGAUCGAAACUGCGACCUUGGCGUUAUCAGCACCACGCUCUAACCAAUUGAGCUCUCGAGAAGAUCAAUUCUCUUUCUGUUGAAAGCAUAUGUGGCUUCAGAUAUAUUGGGCUGUUUCUGCCAAUAAUUCUUGGCUCAGUAAAGAUGUAAGCAAGAAAUACCCUGUUAUUUUUUGGACCUGAGCAAAGUAAUUCUGCUGCUUAUUGCUAAUAGCUGGGGGGGGGGAGGUUGCACCCACCUCACUCCCAAGUGGUCUGGUAGUUUUGCAUGGUCUAAUUACUGCAGCAGUGGAAAUGUUCCUUACAUUAUGCUCUUCCUAUGUUGCAGAUAAUCUUUCUGUGGUGUUGCCCUGGGGCCUCACUCUCAUCUGCAUUUUAAUAGUUGGAUCAGCUGUCGCUUCAGUAAUUUGGCUUGCUCGAAGGCAAAAAGGUAUGAAAAAUGUCAGAAAUGUAAUGGGAAGAUUUGCCAGCUUGUUUCCCACAUUGUCACUCCACUCGUACCUUUCUGGAUACUUGGCCUUUAGCAUGCAACACAGAGAGAUAAAGUGACCCAAUUAGAAUCUCUUAUCCAGCCCAUGGCUCCUUACAUACUAUUACCUAUGGUUAGAUGUUGAGCCUGUGAAGUCAGUAUUUCAGCAUUUAGUUGUAUGGAUACCCCAAGUUCCAUAGGAACCAAAUUCCUAUGGUUUGUUGGUCUAGCCUGAUAAAUAAUUUUUGUAUUACACUUUAGAGAAGAAACAUAGCUCAGUAGUAGAUAGCAUGCAAAAGUAGCCCUGCAAAAACUCCAUACAAACUUUAAUUGCAAAGGGUUUGGGGGUAUUUUUUUGGUGGGGAGGGGUCGGGACAACAAUCAGGCUAGCGUAAGAAACAACAUACUAAAAGUUGAAAUAUCCACCUGCUGUUUUGUAUUUCCCUAGUUGUUAGAGUGGCCUUACCACAGGGUGGACCGGCAUCACAAGUAAUCCUCAAGAAUCUCAUGUGGCUGCUGAAACUUCAUCCCAGGCUCUGAGGCAGGGAAAGGCUAUGUUCCAAACAAACAGGAAAUAACUCAUUAACAGUGCAAGACACUCCAUAAAUAACUGAAGUCUAUAAAAAUGAAUAAGGGUGUCAGAGCACCUUUAUUCAUUUUUAUAGACAUCAGUUAUUUUUAGGCAUAGAUAUUGGGUCCUUAGAACUGCUGUCUCAGCUUAGUCUUCAAAAGAUACUGUCAUUCCUAGACCAAAUGUAUAUUCUAUCAGAUCUUCUUAGAUGUGUCUAUUGUUUUCUUUCCGUAUUAGUAACGCAUUCAGGAACAAGCAGCAGUGAUGGUACCCACCAUGGUAAGAGAACAUUUUGUUUCUAUUGAGUCAGUGCAGUUUGCAAUGUGGGAACCUGGGAUGAGAGAAUUUGAACUUGUAUUGUUGUAUGUACUAUUAGGAUAGCACAUGCGCAAGGUACAAAUAGAAAUUUGUGGCAAUAAAAUGUUUGGGGAAAUCUGUGGUGGUGAACUUGAAAAAGGGCCUGGGGAAGAUGAAAGGGCUGAAGGCAUGAAGUAGCAAGGAGUGAGCUAAUCUUAUUCCUAGUGACUUAAAGACUCUGCAUUGUCUCUUCUAGUUUUCUGUCACCUCUCUUGCAUAAUACCGUAUUUUUCGCCCUAUAGGACGCACCGUCCCAUAAGGCGCACCUAGUUUUUUGGGGGGGAAAUGAAGGGGAAAAAAUUAUUCCCCCCCCCCCAGGCGCACCGACCCCUCUCGCUCUCCAGGCUUCAGCGAAAGCCUGCAUUCGCCCCAUAGGACGCACACACAUUUCCCCUUCAUUUUUGGAGGGGAAAAAGUGCGUCCUAUAGGGCGAAAAAUACAGUAAGUCAUUUUCUUUAGUGUGUGGCGUACAUAAAAUUUUAACAGCUAAUGCUAGUCCAUAUUCUAAAACAAAUCUGAAUGUGCAAACAUAAGGUCCAACAACUCUUUAAGACUAGCAUCACCUCUACUUUUGUGAUCGCCAUCACCAAUACAAAUCUUAAUUAGUGGCUUUAUGUACAGAAAUGAAUUGAGAUGGUGGCAGGGGAAGUUAGCUCUUUUACUAUUUUUAUGUAUUAUGAUUAUAUUUUGGUGGUUAAAUGGUGAUAAGGCAUGGCUUACAUGUACUAAAAGGUCUUGAACACACAUGCCUGUAUUCUGUAUAGUUUACAAAGCAUAUUUGGUUCCAGAUUUUUGCAUUCUGGCUUUCCACAUGUGCAGUGCAGCAACUCAUGGUGGUUUUCUUUUUUAACAAAAAAUCUCUGUUUUCCAGAACUUCUGCGCAUGUCACAGUCUCCUCCACCCCUGAAGACUCGUAAGGUUUGGAUUGUGUAUUCUGCUGACCACAAGCUCUACGUAGACAUUGUGAUGAAGUUUGCUCAGUUCAUGAUCACAGUCUGUGGUACUGAGGUGGUCCUAGACUUGCUGGAUGAACGUCAAAUAUCAGAGAUGGGGGCUGUGCGCUGGCUGACACGGCAAAAACAGGAAAUGGAAGCACUCUCUUCAAAGAUCAUCAUCUUGUGUUCCCGGGGUACUCGAGCCAAGUGGCAGGCCAUGCUUGGGCGUGAGGAGUUAACUGUAUCUCUCAAGCAAGAUAACCUGCUACCAAUAGGGGAUAUGUUCACUCCAGCAUUGAAUCUGAUCCUACCAGACUUUAAACAGCCAGCUUGUUUUGGCAUGUACCUAGUCUGUUACUUUGAGGGCAUAAGCAGUGAAAGAGAUAUUCCAGAUCCAUUCAACGUCACCUCCAAGUACCAACUGAUGGACAAGUUUGAGGAAGUUUACUUCCUGAUUCAGGAUCUGGAGAAAUUUGAACCAGGGAGAAUACAUCAGAUUCCAGAGAUCUCACCUGAGAACUACGCUGAAAGCUUCAGUGGGAGACAACUGAAGGAGGCAGUGCAGAAGUUCCAGAAAUGGCAGACUGAGCACCCUGAUUGGUUUAAGAGAGAGAAUGCCUGCCCUGGGUAUGAAGAUGACCUUCAGUCUCUGAAUGGGGAUCUCUCUGAGGAAUUAAUCCCGACUGAGGGAGGAAUUCUGAAACGGCAACUGCUUCCACAGGAACCUGAUCCCAAUAGCUGUUGCUUGGUCAACCUCUUAGUCAAUGAAGAUGAGUCGGGAGCUUGUAGGCUGUUACCCCAGCUACUACCACAAGAGGAUCUAGCAUUCCAGACCCUGGUUGUUCCUGCUGAUGACUGCUCCCAGGUUCAGGUAGUAAUGCCAGUUGCCCUUACAGAAGAGACAGAGAUACUUAGCCAUCAACUGCUGACCAAUGAAGAUUUGCUAAAAAGAAUGCCCAUGAUGAAAACUAGCACCCCCAGGAGAAACAACGUCAUCCUUCAAGAAGAUCUGUCCUCAAACCCCCACCCCUUGCCAGUUGAUGUGAAGCAGCAGCUGGAGAGCUUAAUGCACUCUCUCUAUCAACAAAGCAUUUUGCCCUCUGAAACACCUCUCUGCCAAGAAGAUGUUAAUGAGCAACAGCAGCUGGUUUUUGAUGAGUCUUGCAAAGAUCAAAGACAGUCGGUGCAGUCAGACCAGGGUUACAUUUCCAGAUGUUCCCCUUUGCCUUCUGACAGCCCCCUGGAGGAAGAAGAGGAACAAGGGCAGGAAGGACAUGGGUCUGCUCAACACCUCUCCCCAGAUGUCUUGGACAGUCUAAAAAGUCUUCAGCAGCAGUUGCUUUUUCAGAAUAUUCAGCAGCACUUCAGCUAG